AAUGAACACCAUGUAAAUAUAUAACGGUCUAUGGUAUAUAGUCGUAUCUUAUAAUCGAGUCCUUGCUAUAUGGAGUUAAUUUAGUUUCUUAUCACUAUUAAUAGCUUAUCCAUUAACCAAAAGGGUCUAUGAUCUGAACAUUGUUUUGAGAUUACAUUCUGUCAGAUUGACAGUUGACAAUCAAGUUGUUCUCGAAUCGGAUACAUAUGUUUAUAUCGAGCGGAGGAGACAGUGAAAAUUAAUAAUGAAAAUGGCGGACAUACUGAAUGGUGAUCCUAUAAUCAUGGAGAAUAUUACAAGUGGUAUUGCUAAUGCUGGAGGAUUUGAAUAUACCUGGAGGUAUAUGACGACCAACUAUACAAGAUUUCAGAUCGCGACGUACGGGUCUGCACUCCUUCAUUUAAUGUCAUACAUUCUGAUUGCCUCCCCAUCUAUUAUUUUCCGAUACAUCCCUUUCAUGGAUCGCUUCAAAAUUCAACAAAAGCCGCUCUCAGGCGCCAAUGAGAUGAAAUGUUUCCAACUUCUUCUGCUAAAUCAGCUUAUAAUCCACGUCCCGUUUUAUCUUGGAGCACAUUUUUAUUGUGAACUCGCCAAUUUACCGUUUAGCUACGAGACAAUGCCCCCAUGGUAUGUCACUCUGGCCCAGUGUUUUGGUUGUCUAGUAAUAGAAGAUACCUGGCAUUAUUUCAGUCAUCGCCUACUCCAUCAUAAAAGCAUCUAUAAAUAUGUCCACAAAGUACAUCAUACGUGGCAGGCUCCACAUGGCAUGGUUGCAGAGUGCGUUCAUCCUAUUGAAACGAUAUUACUUGGUGUGGGUAACAUGUGGGGUGUUCUGUUCUUUGGGACUCAUUUCAUCCUCCUAUGGGCCUGGAUGUUCGUAAGACUCCUGGAAGUGAUUGAUGUUCAUUCUGGGUACAACGUGCCGCUAAAUCCUCUUCAUCUAUUUCCAUUUUAUGGAGGUGCUAAAUUUCAUGACUUUCACCACAUGAACUUGAAAGGAAACUACGCCCCUACCUUCAUCUGGUGGGAUAAGAUCUUUGGGACUGACAUCCAGUAUAAGGAAUACUACAGACUCAAGAAGGAACAGGAAGAGGCAAAAAAGCAAAAGUGAUUUAGGAGAGAACAAAAGUGACGAUCUAUUCCCAAACAAGGAAUUAUUUCACAAAUAAUGAUAUUAUAUAUAUUCAGAGAAAGUUAUAUGAAUUAUGUAAUUAUUAUAAAAUUUGUAGAAUGCCUAUAUUCUCCAGUAAUGAUUAGAGGAAGAAUGAUAUAUCAAUAGAAUCAGUCAUUUCCAAUUCUUCUAUUAUGCCAAUUCGUCCAAUUAACAACUCGUCUACUAUCAUUUGGUCUACCAUCAGUUCGUCCACCCACCACAUGGUCU
This is a messenger RNA of Lytechinus variegatus (green sea urchin), 1381 nucleotides long. RefSeq names its product methylsterol monooxygenase 1-like. Gene Ontology annotation, biological process: sterol biosynthetic process. The record is from RefSeq and is a predicted model, not a curated record. Gene Ontology annotation, molecular function: iron ion binding; C-4 methylsterol oxidase activity. Bases 245 to 1111 code for a protein of 288 amino acids. Lineage: Eukaryota; Metazoa; Echinodermata; Echinoidea; Temnopleuroida; Toxopneustidae. The transcript has 7 exons.